Molecule: messenger RNA, 3289 nt
Organism: Micropterus salmoides (largemouth bass)
Lineage: Eukaryota; Metazoa; Chordata; Actinopteri; Centrarchiformes; Centrarchidae
Product: coxsackievirus and adenovirus receptor homolog
Exons: 4
Coding region: 899-1846 (315 amino acids)
Source: RefSeq, a predicted model, not a curated record
GUUAUUCCUCGGCAGACCUCACAGACAUUGGACUCGGAGCAGGACCAAGCGGACCAAGAGCCUAAGACAAGAGUUGGAGAUUUGAACAGCAGACAACUAGAGACUUCUUCAGAGUUUUCUUCAGUGGACUUCAAGAGAUUGAGCCACAGAGGACAACCACAACAACCAAACCAAGUUUCUACAAGAUUCUACAGAUCCACAGAAGAGGGAAAGAUCUCCUUGGCCAAGACGACGCCUUCUCCUCCCUUUCUCUCCAAAAAGAAGACAUCUAAAUCACUCAAGCUCAGCUAUUAUAAUCAGAUUUUGAAUUUUAAACAUUUUAUCAUUUUACUUAGUAUCAAUCAGAGAGCUGUCGUUAACGGGUGUGGCUGGGGUGAUAUUUGGCUCUAGGGCCAAUUCAGAGUAAGCAGGGUAGGCGUUCGGAAGAAGACAGUUAGAAGCUAGGCGAAUCUCUUCGACAGCAGCUUAAACAGUCCUCAGUUAUACCUAAUAGGGUAAUACCCACAGGCCUAGAGGAUCGGGCCCUUUAAGACGGAGAGCUGGUCCAGUACCUCCUGAACAGGGGUAACUCGGGAUCUAACAUCAUGCAUUGGGACACCAUUCUUUGGGUUCCUGGGAGAGGACUCACUUCUCACUCACUUGACAAAAGUUCAGCCAAGAUCACAAAUAAACAACCUCACGCAGACGUCAGAAAUUACGUGUCACCUUCCCCGCUCCCUCGGCAGUGCGGGUCCACUGUAAAAGAAAAGGAAGAAGCAUUCAGUCUGGUCAUCACCUUCAUCAUCUCUGCUUCUAAAUAUGUGACCUAACCUGACAACGAUCGAGAGAUUAUCACUGUAGAUCACCGUAGGCGGUCCGCUGUCAACAGAAACUACAGAGAAGAAAGAAUAAGUCAGUCAUGGUCGCUUUAACAUGGCCGCCAUUCGUGGCUUUGUUCGCAUGUUCAUGGAUCGUUGUUCUGUGUCAAGAGACACAGGAGCUGAAGGUGAAGCCUGGAGAGGACGCCAUUCUUCAGUGUCGGGGUCACAGAGGUGCUACCAUAGACCUGAUAAAGUGGAUCAGACCUGACAUGAAGUCAGAUGAUUAUGUCUUCUUCAGAGACGGCAGCUCAAAUGAAAACAACCAGCAUGAAUCUUAUCGUGGUCGAGUGGAGCUGAGAGAUCCAGAGAUGAAGGACGGAGACGCUUCUGUGAUUCUGAAGAACGUCAACAUCAACGACGCUGGAACAUAUGAGUGUCAGAUUAGAGAGAAAAAUGAGAAAGGCAAAGCUGAACUCGUCACCAUCGUCAACAUGACAGUCUCAGAGACACAGGAGCUGAAGGUGAAUCCUGGAGAGGACGCCACUCUUCAGUGUCAGGGUCACAGAGGUGCUGACAUAGAAGUGAUAAAGUGGAUCAGACCUGACGUGAAGUCAGAUGAUUAUGUCUUCUUCUUCAGAGACGGCAGCUCAAAUGAAAACAACCAGCAUGAAUCUUAUCGUGGUCGAGUGGAGCUGAGAGAUCCAGAGAUGAAAGACGGAGACGCUUCUGUGAUUCUGAAGAACGUCAACAUCAACGACGCUGGAACAUAUGAGUGUCAGAUUAGAGAGAAAAAUGAGAAAGGCAAAGCUGAACUCGUCACCAUCGUCAACAUGAGAGUCUCAGGUCACACAGCUGGACACAAGGAGGGAGGAGACAAGGAGGGAGGAGGCAAGGAGAGAAAUGUUGGACUGAGAGUCGGUCUGCCAGUUUGUGUGAUUCUUCUUCUUCUUGGUGUUGGUGGUUUUGUGAUCUUAUAUAACAGACCCAAAGGGAAUCAACAACCUGCUAUAAACAGACAUGAACUGCAGAACCUGCAGAGAGAUUAAGAGACCAGAGACAGCAGAUGAGAAUUAGUGAGGAUCCAGACUGAAGUCACUCUGGUUACUGUGGGGAGCAGUGAUUGGUCGUUACUCUCUGGCUGCUGAUUGGUGGACUGAAUGUGCUGCUGGACAGAAGAAACACAUUCCUCCUGUAAAAUAAACCUGAGCUGUUGACACACGUCUGAUUUCACCUGGAGGCAGGUUAAUGCCAGAUGGGCUGACUGACCAGCAGCUCUGUGGGACAAACAAUAUGACCUGAUGCUGGAACAGCCAGCUGAUUGUUAAUUACAGGAAGUGGUACAGACCGUCAGCACCUCCCCCCACCCCUUCAAGUGGAUCUGUCCAUCCAUGUAAAUACAAUUAAAUGGGUAAAGAACUGAAACACGCUAAACACAGAGAGAAAAAUGAAAAUAAAUUUUUGAUCAACAGUUACUGAUGUCAGUGCCGCUCAACAUCCUGCUAGCUGCAGUUAUAACACUAACAGUCUGUUCUGGAUGACGGAGCUGGACUUUGUUCCCAGUCCGACCCUGAAGAGCUCAGUCCCUGUUGUUCACUCACCGACCUGCAUCAGAGGGGAAAAGAUCCUGUUUGGAUUCACUGCAGCUCUGUUUUCCUGCAUAAGGACAUUUUUCAUCGUCUUCUCUGAGAGCUGCUCAGGAACUCUGACUGUGAAAUGUUCUUAGACAACGAUACAGAUAGUCUGGACUGAAGUGGACUCAUGUUUCUUUGUGGUUUGUGGUGAACUAAUGUCCAACUAUUCUGAUAAUCAUUUUUCAUGUAAAAACAUCUGCUGGCUGUCACAUGUGAAGAUUUGCUGCUUGUUUGUUAAUAAGUUGAGGUUUGGACACAACAAGCAUUGUAAAGGUGUCACUUUGGGCUCUGAGUAACUGUGACAGCAUUUCUCACAAUUUACAGAAUCUUUACAAUCAAUCGAUUAAUGGAGAAAAUAAUCAGAAUGAAAAUAAUCAUCUCAUCAGCUGCAGUCUGAUAGUUUAAAUUGAGCUCCAGCUCAACAACUACAGCAGUAAAAUGCUGAUUUAUAUUAAUUUGUGAGGAAAAAUAAUCUGUUGGUAGAAUAUUUAAUAGUACAACAGUCACAGGGACAUUUUACUGCUGUAAUACUUCAAGUACAUUUUCCUGAUUGUUCUCUUUCUCUUGGACUUUUACUUCAGUAACAUUUUCAAUGCAGGACUUGUAUUUAGUAGUGUGUUAUGGGUACUUUUGCUUUAGUUUCUGUAUACUUGAUCCACAACUGCUUUUCUCAGUCUUUAACAAAAGGAAACUAAUGAUCUUGGUUAUUUCUCCUGUAACCAACUUUCUGAUGCUGAACUGAUCUCUGCUGCAGAGACAUGAGGCUGUGAUGUGUCUGUUUCUGACAGCGUCCACUGUUGGCAGAUAUUUAUGUAUCUUUGACUUUAAACACAAUAUAAAACUAAAGUCAAAAUGUUA